GUGUGCAGCGCGUGCAGCGCAGUGUAAUUACGACAGUCUUUAUGCAGUCAGGAAGCGAAGCAAAGUACGGUAGGGUUGCCCAUGUCGAACAAUGACUCACUCAGGUUCUGACUGUAUUUGUAUCUCCGAAUGUACCAUUCGAUAGAAAUGAGUGUCUCCAACGCCAUUCUGUGGAUUUAUGGAAGGCAUCCGUGCCAGUGAACUUGUGAGAUUAUAUUGGAUUUUACUACAGGAAGUAACGAAAGUUUGGUGAUUUAGUUAGACGGAAGUUGCCUCCGAACACGCGACCGAUCCAGUCCAAGACGGCCCUUGGCCUUAGCUUGCCCGAGUGGAAUUCAGAGGCAACACCACCAGCGGUCCGCGGUAUCUGCAGUAGUCUGUGCAGAGAGCUUCUUUAUUUUGGCCGCAGCUGUGACGUACAGGGCGGUGGAAAACAAAAAUGGCAUCAAUGCGAAGUUUAGAUGAUAUUGAUCUCUCCAGUUUGAGGGAUCCGGCUGGCAUCUUUGACUUGAUGGAAGUAGUGGGAAAUGGAACUUAUGGACAAGUUUAUAAGGGUCGGCAUGUCAAGACUGGUCAACUUGCUGCUAUCAAAGUGAUGGAUGUCACCGAGGAAGAGGAGGAAGAAAUCAAGCUGGAAAUAAAUGUGCUGAAAAAGUACUCCCACCAUAGGAAUAUUGCAACAUACUACGGGGCAUUCAUCAAGAAAGGGGUCAAAGGUCAUGAUGAUCAGUUAUGGCUUGUGAUGGAGUUCUGCGGAGCUGGAUCUGUAACGGACCUGGUCAAAGCCACCAAAGGCAAUGCACUCAAAGAGGAAUGGAUUGCGUACAUAUGCAGAGAAAUUCUCAGGGGCCUGAGUCAUCUCCAUGCCAACCAUGUGAUACAUAGAGAUAUCAAAGGCCAGAAUGUCCUUCUCACAGAAGAUGCAGAGGUCAAACUAGUUGACUUCGGAGUUAGUGCACAGUUGGACAAGACAAUCGGGAGGAGAAACACAUUCAUUGGGACGCCAUAUUGGAUGGCCCCUGAAGUCAUCGCCUGUGAUGAGAACCCCGAUGCUACGUAUGAUAAUAAGAGUGACUUGUGGUCACUCGGUAUUACAGCACUAGAGAUGGCCGAAGGUCAACCACCUUUAUGUGACAUGCAUCCUAUGAGAGCUCUCUUUCUCAUUCCCAGGAACCCUAGACCAAAGCUAAAAUCAAAGAAAUGGAACAAAAAGUUCAUGGACUUUGUGGACAAAUGUUUGAUCAAGAAUUACCAGCAAAGACCGGAUACCAACCAGCUGCUGAAACACUCCUUCAUUAAAGACCUUCCAAACGAAAGACAGGUCAGGAUUCAGCUGAAAGAUCACAUAGAUAGGACCAGAAAGAAGAGAGUUGAGGAUCUCAGUACUGAUUAUGAGUACAAUAGCAAUGACAGUGAAGAGGAACCAGAAAUAGAAGACGAAGGCGAGCCAAGUUCCAUCCUCCCUGGACCCAGUGAGUCGACGCUCCGCAGGAACUUCCUGCGUCUUCAACAGCAGCAGCAGCAGGAGGAGGGAGGUAGAAGACGCCUGGAGGAUGGACCGUCCAAGUACCAACCCCCCGAUGCACUCCGUCCCAUUCCCAGUAGAGCCAGUCAACCUCCGUUGCCUCCCACACCAUCCAGUAGAGAGCAGGCCAAGGCGCAGGCCAGGCUUAGUCAAGCUGUCGAGGGCGACACACCCCCUACCACGCCCAUUGUGGCGGUAAGGGGGCAGGUAGCCAAAGCUCAGACUCCACUAAUCAAUGAUCUGGCUGGGAAGCCACAGGUUGCCCAAUACAGUGAUGGGAAGAAAGGAUCCACAAGACCCGCCAGCUUCCAAGGACCAGCUAGAAAUCCAAUGGAUUUGGUUGCCUUGGCUGCUCAGCUGAGCGCAAUGGGAGGAGGCGGAAAGGUGGAUGAGGACGACGAUGAUGAUGAGGAGGAGGAUGAUAUCGUAGGCGGCCCUGGCGGAGAUGGGACUAUCCCAGCGUCCGAUGCUCCAAGACCUUUACCUGGCACUCCUGGAUAUGAUGGUGACACAUUAGAAACGUUUGUUAUUAAAGAAGAUCCUAAUGCAAGUACAGACAGUGUUGAGAGUACAGAGAGCACCACAAGUUUCAUCCAGUCUAAGAAUGCACAACCUGGUUCAAGCAGAACACAGAUUGAUGUAGCACCAAACAGACAGUCGCGGGGCGUGGUGCAGCCAGGAGGGCGGAGCACGCCCCCUCAAGGUCAAGGUAGACCUAGGUCAGGGUCACCCAGGGAUUCACCCCAUGCACAGAGGAAACAAGAAGCUCUAUCACAAGGGGGUAAUAGAGGUAGCCCCUUAGGAAACAGAAGGAUUGCCAAAGAGCCUGUGAGACCAGGUAGUCUUGAGAUCAAUGCUGGUAGCAGUGAUGUUCUACCAGACCUACUUCCACAGCAGCAGAGUCCCAAGGGUGCGUCAUCAAAAUCUCAACAAGUCCCACAGGACAAGGCAUCAUCGGAAGAGUACCGACAGGCCAUACUUGCUGCAAAUGGCACAGGCAGUGGUCCAAAGACCCCAAUGCGGAAGCAGACAUCUUUUUCAGCAUUCGGCUUUGGGGCAAGUCCAACGACACCGAGCGUACCAUCGCCACCAAAUCGUCGCGGAUCCAACAUCUCGGUCAACGUAAAACCAACAACGCCCGAGAGUCUUAACGACAUGCCAGAAAUUAGAAAGUACAGGAAGAAAUUUAACUCAGAAAUACUCUGUGCUUCAUUAUGGGGCGUGAACCUAUUAAUUGGAACAGACAAUGGUUUAAUGUUACUAGAUAGAUCAGGAGAAGGCAAGGUUUAUCCUCUAAUCUCAAGAAAACGCUUCCAACAGAUGGAUGUCCUGGAGAGUCAGAACAUCCUAGUGUGUAUAGCAGGGAAGAAGAAUAAGCUACGGACAUACUUCCUCUCAUGGCUGAAACAGAAGAUAGUGAGGAACGACGGAGAGGCUACAUUGAGUCAGCAGCAGCAGACCAUGGAUAAGAGAAAGAGUGGUUUCCUUGCCGUCGGUGAUCUUGAAGGUUGCAUCCAUUACAAGAUCAUCAAGUACGAGAAGAUCAAGUUCUUGGUGAUCGCCCUCAAAGACAGUAUCGAGAUCUACGCCUGGGCUCCCAAACCGUACCACAAGUUCAUGGCCUUCAAGUCUUUCCCCAACCUUGUUCAUCGUCCAUUGAUUGUUGAUCUGACUGUGGAGGACAACCAGAGGUUAAAGGUCAUCUAUGGGUCAGUGAAUGGAUUCCAUGCCAUUGACCUGGAUUCAGCAUCGGUGCAAGAUAUCUACACACCACCUCAGGAGAUUGGCACUAUCACUCCUUACUGUGUAGUCAUCCUACCAAACUCACAGGGAAAAUACCUCUUACUUUGCUUCAACAAUGAAGGUGUAUUUGUAGAUACUCGAGGUGUUCCUUUCAAGGAUGUCAUCUUACAAUGGGGAGAGCUACCUGCUUCAGUUGCCUAUAUCAGCACUGGUCAGAUAAUGGGCUGGGGGAACAAGGCUAUUGAGAUCAGAUCAGCGGAGACUGGACACCUUGACGGCGUAUUCAUGCACAAACGAAGCCAACAGCUACGCUUCCUCUGCGAGAGGAAUGAUAAGGUGUUUUUUGCGUCGAUACGGCCAUCCAACUCCCAAGUCUACUUCCUGACCUUACGAGCAGGCCUCGGUAACUGGUAGAUCCCCACUCAAAGGACUGAACCGUGUACAGACGACCUACCAUAGGAACGAGACACUCAGAGAAUCGGUUGAGAUCCGUCAACUAUCCACUCUUUAAGAUUGUCUCUAUAUCCUCUUGGUUCGGUGCACUCCCUUUCAAACAAACACUGGCGUAAAUUCAAGCAGCGAAUCCAUCAUUUGGGGAGGGGGGGUGAUAUGUCACGUCCACCCCACCCCCUCCCCCACUUGAGUAAUGUGAUGUCGUGUAUCUGCACCAAGGCAAACCGAAAGUGAUGAAAUAUGUUAAAAUAAUUCUCUUCUUUCAAAUUGAAUACCUAUAUAUUCAAUUAGCUGAAUUUUUGUAUUGGUGUUUAUUUGCACAAUUUACACCAGUUUCAGGAGACCAAUUGAAGCGAACCUAUUGUGGAGGGGGGUGAUCUUUUGUGUCAACCCCCCCUCCCAACUUGAAUAACAUGACACCGCGUAUCUAUACCUUUGCAUACAAAAGUGAUUUGACAUGAAAACAAAUAAUGCUCCUGUUUCAAAUUGAAACCCAUAUUCUGUUUUAAGCUGAAUUGAUGUAUUGUCUGUGUUUGCACAGUUUUCACAUAUAUGAUUCAAUUCAAACAAAGUGAUUGAUCAUGAAAAAAAAUAAGUUACCUGUUGCAAAAUGAAACCUAUAUAUUCUAAUAGCCGCAUUGUUGUACCGGUUUUGUUAGCACAGUUCUCACCGCAUUCAGGUGUUUCAAUUCAAGUGUUCAAAAUGUCCACCUCAAGUGUUUAAAUUAAAUGUUCACUUGUCUUUUUUUGUCUGCUCAACGACCAUGAAAUAUUUAAUUGUGGAAAUAUAUCUGUUUUAUACAGGUAACCAUGGGGUUCCUUCUCCAUGGGACCAUUAUGCGUCCUGCUUAACUGGGAUAUGUAUAAGAUGAGGUUGAUGACUGUGUGAUAAUGGUAACAUUAUUAAUUAAUAAUAUCAAUUGAGAUAAAAAGUUCUUGUACAGCGCAUAUCACAUUAUGAUAUGGCGUCGCUGUGCGCUUCCAAAGGACUUUGACGGAUUAUGUUUCUACAAUGGUGCCAUCUGUAUCUAAUAAAAGUAAAAUAUGUCCUAAGCAACCUUGGUUAUAACCUUUUGAUGAAUGGGAUAACAUCAUUUGUAUAUUUGGUAUUGUAUGCAUGGAUGAAGCCAAUGUCUAAUAUGAAGUUAAUGGGGAGGUAUAUCUCGUUGCUUUAUGUAUAGUGUCCAGUUAAAUAUGAGAUUUUGAGACUCGUCAUUAUAUGCUAUUUAUGAUUAUUUUCAUUUUAGUUUCCCGCAGUGAUAACUCGUACUCCAAACCAACUUGUGAUUUAUUUUCCUUGUUUUUGGUUCCAAUCCUGUCAAUAAAUGGUUAUGACUUGGUUUGGCGUAUCAUUGUGUAUACAGUAUAAUUCUGUAUCAAAGCAUGCAUAUUCAUUAGGCAGUGAAUACGCAAUUUACGGUUUUCCCUACUUUAAACCACUUAGCUGUUAUAAUGUAUCACAUGUAAUGCCAAAAGAACAUUUUUCAAUCCGUGGUGAAUUUUCAGUGGGAAAACAUUUUCCUAGUACGAGAGAAAACAUGAAUAUCCAACUUGAUUGACACUAACAAUAACUUUUAUCAGAAGUCUCAAAUUGCUCAUAAAUGCGGCAUAAAAACCAUGCCCUUUAAUAGCAAAGCAGGUGUUAUGUGCUCUGCAUGUCAAGGAAUAAUUACCUGCCGCACCCCUAUUUACCUAACCUGGGUUGAGUGCAGCACAAUAUGGAUGAAUUUCUUGCUGAAGGAAAAUUAACGCCUGGAGUAGGAUUUGAAUCCACGACCGUCUGAUCGAGAUGGGGUAAUAGUGUAAAGUGUACAGUGUUAAUCUCCUAUGAUCUUUAUCUCCAUUUAUGACCCGGUUAAUAGGUGCUCGGUCAGUAUACUAUCUAGUAUGAUACUUCCCAGUUAAUGGACAAUUUUGUACAUUACGUGUGGGGAAGCCUGUAUGUGAUAACUGGGAGAAGCUUGCUUACAGUAUGUAUCUUUUAAGUGCUGCAUGUUCAUAAAUGCCUGUUUUUUUUUUGUUUUUUUUUUUUAACUCAAAGUACUAUUGUUUUCAUAUGAAGAAACAUCAUUGCUUCCGGUGGCGGAUUCAGGGUUUUGAAAGUGAGGGCUGCAAAUAUCCAAUUCUCAAUUUUCAAUUUUCUGAGAUUUUGCUAUAUAAAGGGGGGGGGGCAUUCAACCUUGUCUGGAUCUGCCAUUGGCUUGUGUAUUAAAGAUGAUGAUGCUAACUAGUAAAAGUUUUCAGAAUUUUACUUGGAUACGAUAUGUUUUUUCACUGUAUAGAGUCAGUAAAGUGUCUUUAUAUGAUGAAGAUAUACAUCUUCACACAUUAAGUGAGACAGGGUUUUCUGAAGCAAAUAAUUCAAAUUUGAUGUAAAAACAGUAGAACUUUUUAUAGUCGGUUCAUGGAUUUUAUGACUCCGCCCAUUGUUAUGCCUGGGGUAUUCAUACGUCUGUCCUGUUUUUGUUCUCGCCAUAACUGAAGAACUGUCUGAUUUGAAACUUGAUUACAAGUAAAGUAUGCAUAUGGAAGUGACAACGACUAGUUGGGGGAUAUCAGAGUCAAAGGUCACAGAUGUCAUAUUAUUCAUUGAAAUGUCUUAUUCUCACGAUAAUUGGAAACUGAGGGAUCAACUUGAAAUUAAACUUGUUCCUGAAUUCUUAUAGGAGGGUCGAUUUGAUGAUAUUGUGAAAGUUUUAUUGAAAAUUUGGGAGUUAAGUGUGCAAUAGAUUUGAAAAUGGGGAAGGCAUGAACUUCUCUUGUACACAGUUGAUAGUCCAUCUAGUUCACUUUGGUUCAAACCCUCUUUUCAAAGGCAUUCAAUUAUAUUUAAAAAUCAAAGUUCUGUGCCUGCCCCUUCACGCUCUCAAGUUUGAUCAACAUUGACUUGACUUGGAGGGGGGGGGGUGAUGUCGCUUUCAAUUUGAAGUUGGCAAAUUGACGUUAUCAUGUAUAUGUGAAUUAAAUUGGGUUACUGGUGCUUGGAUAUUAUUAAGUUUUUGAAUUUUUAUUUCCUCUCAGUUUUCUAAUAUGAGAACAAGUUUGCUUGCCAUGCUAUGGGCCUUAUUUUUUUACUCUCUUAUUUUUUAGAUAGUGUUUCCCUAAGUUUUAGAAAUCAUAUGUGUAAAAAGGCAUUAUAGAUUCCAUGUAUAUAAUGUAAUAAAGUAAACUAUAUGUAAUUCUAGUUAAACAAUGUAAGAUUGAGGAUAUUGCACUGUUUAAAUUAUUUCUUUUUAGUCUUCUUUCAUAUGUACUAGUAGAAUUUAUGUUCCUAGACCUGUCGUCCAUACAUUUCUAUCUAUUCUGUUUUCUCAACCUAGUGGAUUAUCUGAUAAAUAGACCACAUGCUUGUAGGCUAAGUAGAUAUAAAUAUGAUAAUCGCGGCUGGGAGGCAAAUGCUGUUCGCCUAAACCUCGUGGUCAAUCCAGCGGAGUUAACAGGCCUUUGAAAACCCUGGUUUGAAUGUUGACUAGGCCUGCUAAAGUUUUAAUCUACUUUCUGCCAUUUUAUUGCCAGAAUGGCUCCAUUGCAGGAAGCCUUAGAGCGACUUUAGCCAUUUUCCCUAGCAACCCCAAGUUUACAUGUAAAAGUGACAAUGUUGGUCAUAUUUUAGGCUAAAGAAGUCACAGUAUGUGUGUAGUCAUGUACAAGUAUGUUUUUAUGAAGGCAAAGGAGAACUGAAAUGUUUUAGUCCAACAUUUGAGUCUGUUUCAGAAUUCAUCAUUGUUACUACUUCAGGGUGAUAUAUAUACAUGAGUUACUAUUUCUCCAUAGGUUAAUGUGUCUUUUUAAUCACAGUAAGUUUAGGACUUUUUAAUCACUUUUCAUAUGUAUUUAUUGGAUAGUGUAGACUUUACAAGGCAUUAAUGAAUGUUGUAAUUAUCAUUUCUUGCAAGCAUGUAACAUAAUAAACCUUGAAUUUGUUCCUCUACAGUAAUUGAGUUCAUAAAUUCACUAUUGGUCCAAUUUAAUCUCUUUCUAUUCAGGAUAUUGCAUUAUUAAACUACUUCUUUUCCAUAAUGCCAUUAUUAUCUUGCUCCACAUGUUUGAGCAGGAUAAUUUUGCAGGAAUGUUUUUGCCUUCAUUGAUAAACUUGUUCUGUAAAACCUGAUUGGUUCAAGUAGUGCAUAAUUGUGCUUGCAUUAAAAGGCCAAAUUGUCACUUUUCAAAAUUCACAAAACGGUAACAUCUGUGGCUCCAAAACAGUAAAUAAAAUAGCAUUUUACCCUUUAUUUAUAAGGUUUUAAGAUAUAUAUAUAUAUCUGGUUGAAAAAUAUCUGAUUUCAUUUUUUAAUGAAAACUUUAUGGAAUUUGCAUUUCAAAAUGGUGCAAAGAUGAUGAUCAGUUUUAAAACCCAAUAGCUUGAAAUAUCCUGAUGAAAAAGGAAUUCUUUUAUUCAUUCAGUAUUUGUAAAAUAAUGAAGUCACCUUACUUCCCAGCAGUGUUUAUUUUUCUUUCUUUAUAUACAUGUAAUUGCUCUGUUGCCUCUAUUAUGUAUAGCAUCUCCCCUUAUAUCCUGUGUACAUAUCUUGACCUUCUAAAUGGACUGCGAUAAGAAAUAUCUGAACUGUAAAGUAACAUAUGUGCAUUAAUUAAACUUUAAAAAUAUAUCAUUUCAAUAUCUGGGGCAAUAUUUAUGUAUGCCACAUUUUUACAUUUGUUUUUUUUAUAAGAAAUUAAUCACAUGCAAGAAACGGGGGCUCAUCUUCGUCGGAUGGAAUUCAGAUUCGCAUCAGCUGAAUCACUUUUCAGUUUUGUAAAAUUAUGUAUAGUUUGAAAAUUCAUAUUCUUUUUUAUUCACGCGAUUUUUUUCUGCUUUUAACGCACUGCAAUUGUUAUUCGUGUAUUUCCUUUCUUUUUUGUUGUUGCUCAACUCUUAACGAGAAUGAUAUUUGUGGUGUUUCUUACUUUGGUAAACAACGGCAGUGUAUAUAGAACAGUCCAUAAAUAACUAUUACUCUUGUUUGUGUAUUUAUGUAAUUAUGUAAUGUAUCAUGUACAAGUAUGCAUAUUUUAAAACGUGUUGGAAAGAAAGUGUUCACUGGAGGAUGUGCAAAAAUGAUGAAGAAAAAAAAACGAGAACUAAUUAAACUGACGUUUGACAUUUAUACAAGGCAA
Lytechinus variegatus (green sea urchin) is the source of this 8839-nucleotide messenger RNA. Its product is annotated as traf2 and NCK-interacting protein kinase-like. Lineage: Eukaryota; Metazoa; Echinodermata; Echinoidea; Temnopleuroida; Toxopneustidae. The transcript is spliced from 28 exons. The record is from RefSeq and is a predicted model, not a curated record. The coding region runs from base 440 to 3682 and encodes 1080 amino acids. Gene Ontology annotation, biological process: protein phosphorylation. Gene Ontology annotation, molecular function: ATP binding; protein kinase activity.